Molecule: messenger RNA, 2406 nt
Organism: Podospora pseudopauciseta
Lineage: Eukaryota; Fungi; Ascomycota; Sordariomycetes; Sordariales; Podosporaceae
Exons: 1
Coding region: 1-2406 (801 amino acids)
Molecular function (GO): protein binding
Source: RefSeq, a predicted model, not a curated record
AUGAGGGUCUUCCACGAGGGCCGUCCCAACCCGAUGCUUGCCGAGUAUCUCGAGCUUAGAAAGCAGGAAUACACAACAUUGUACGAUCGAUGGUGCAACGGUGCCCAACCUUACGACUCGCCUCCCCCGCAUUGGCCUCCGGCAAAGUCCAUGCUCAACCGCCUCCCCCACGAACUGCACCUCCUCAUAUUCUGCUACCUGUACCAGGCCGACCUCUUCCACCUCGCCCUCACUUGCCGCUACUUGGCCGACCUUGCCAUUCCCGCCUUGUACUCCCGCGACGUUGCCGAGUUCGACUGCCUCUCCCUCCGAUGGGCCUGCACCUUCAGCUUCCUAGAAACGCUCGACCGUGCCCUGUCCCAUGGCGCGUCGGUCAACCACCGAUUCGACCACGGCACCGCGGUAGACUGUACCUGGGUCAUCCGCGAUCCCGAUUUUCACGAGUGCAUGUUCAACACCCCACUAAAGCUCGCCAUCUACAUAGACGACGCCUUGCUGGUGCGAUCACUUUGCCAGAGAGGCGCCGACGUUAACUCUCCUGACAGCUAUUCGGUCAACUGCUACGCCUACCGACUGAAAGCUUCAUAUCCUCUCCACCGCACCAUGGAUGACACACCCAGCCUUCAGCGCGGAAACCCCCGUAUUGUUCAGGCCCUUUUGGAGGCCGGGGCCGACCCCAAUCUGUACACUGGCUGGUCCUGGCGCUUUUAUGGCCGGUACCCGUACGACGCACGGCACGAGCUUCCUUUGGGACUUGCAAUGCAGUCGUCCGUACCGGCAGAAACAGUCCAACUCCUCCUGCAACACGGGGCUGAUCCGCUGCUCAAAGGACAGUACGGUACGUGCCAGAGGAUUUUCCACUUGAACUCGCGCCCUGAUGUAUCCGCUCCGGUGAUCACGACCAACAUAACAAGGGAUGCAUAUCCGAGCGGGCUGCAUGGUGAACUUACUCCCCUGAUGGCAUAUCUAGCGUCCAGUGGCCGGGACACUUGUUCUUUUGAUGAAGAAAAGGUGCGGUUGCUGUUGCAGUACGGGGCUGGUCGUGAUGCUCAACGUAUAGUUGCUAUGCUCGCGAGCGAUCAGGAGUGCCCAUGGUAUAACAAGGAUAGAACCCCCGAGGUCUUCCGGAUAUUCGCCCUAAGCUUGUCCCAGCCGCCUGGCUUAGAUAUGGUGAGUUUCGCCCAACGCGAGAUUUCUCCUUUUCUGGCUGUUACUCAGUUGACCGACCGCUGGAUAACACACUGCUCCACUGUCUACGGGCUUGGUCACACGGCUAUAGACUUCCUUCAAAUCACCUCUGGCCUGCUAAGACGCAUGGGCGAAGCAUGCGAGACGGAUGGCGAGACUCUGUUCGGCAGACCCUCCGCCGCCGUUGACACCCGAGACUUAUCCAACAACUACAAUUCGACCUGGUGGACCAGUGAUUUGACCGCGCUCCGCUGGGUCUGUCUGCCGUUUGGCUUCCUUGGUUCUUCCACCCUCGUCACUUCUCUGCUUGCAAUGGGAGCAGACAUGGACAGAAGAGACUCGGAAGGCAUGACACCACUUCACUUCGCGUCCAUGUUUGCCUCGGGGGACAGGGUCCGUCCUUUGGUGGAGUUUCUCGGCGGUCCAGAGAUUUCUGGCCUGGCAAUCGAUGCCCGUGACGUGGUAGGUUGGACCCCGCUUCACUUUGCCUGUUUCUUUGGUCUGUCCACCCAGCUCGACGAGCAAGUUAGGGCAGCACGCCUUCUUCUCGACAACGGUGCGGAUAUCCACGCCCAGACCAUCGGUGGCUGGGCACCUAUUGCACUAGCUGUCAAGAAUGCAAAUCUCGGGCUGGUAAGGCUUCUGCUAGAACGAGGCGCUCGCCGGAGGGACAUGUUCGGGCCUCCUGGAUACGAAUCUUUACGGGCCAAGAUGUUCUUUUGCAGAUGUCUCGGGCUUUCUUCGUUCGGCAGUGAACAUUGGCGCGCUUCCCGCCAGAAUCCGCGACGGGGUAGCAGCCUGACGAGACGGAUCAAUGAGUUGAGGCGCUUUGCUGCUGCGGCCGAUGGUGGUGAUGAAGAGUAUUGUACGCCCCAGGUUCCACUGCUUUUGACCCUGCCACGACAUGCACCAUCGAACAGCGCGUACAUUGCCAACCUUAGGGCUGCCAAUAUAUUCUAUGAACAUGAGACGCUCUCGUUGCUCAACCCCUUUAGUAGGAACUCGCCAGCUUUGAAUGGUCGGGCGGAACUCAUCAGGACCAACGUCGAUGAAUAUGCGGAUCAGGUGCUGCGCAACCUUGCACGCAACAACACGACGAGUGCGAUAAGGGCGCAGCUUUUCUCCAGGGACGGCAUGUACUAUGAUCAAGCACCGAAGCUGGCUGUCCAGUGUGUAGGUAGGUGCUACAUUCGGGAUGGUGAUGACGAUGAGGAUUGA